This is a messenger RNA of Salvelinus fontinalis (brook trout), 903 nucleotides long. Its product is annotated as histone RNA hairpin-binding protein-like. Gene Ontology annotation, biological process: mRNA 3'-end processing by stem-loop binding and cleavage; mRNA transport. Gene Ontology annotation, cellular component: cytoplasm; histone pre-mRNA 3'end processing complex. The record is from RefSeq and is a predicted model, not a curated record. The transcript is spliced from 7 exons. Gene Ontology annotation, molecular function: histone pre-mRNA stem-loop binding; mRNA binding. Lineage: Eukaryota; Metazoa; Chordata; Actinopteri; Salmoniformes; Salmonidae.
AUGCCACAGUGUCCCCCCAGCCUGGAGAGAAAGCCGGGCCUCAGGGGCAGCUGCCAUGGGGUCCCCAAGAGGAGAGACAACAGAAGGCUGAACCAUUGUAGUCUCGGCCAGCAUGGAGCGAUCAAGAGCAGCUGGUGGCCAAUGAAGAUGACCCUGUCUGGCGUAGCUCUGAUCAGGGGAAAUGGUGGGAAAGUUUUUACCACUCCUGAAAGUGAAGGUCCUGUUCCCAGAUGCAUGGACUGGGAGAGUGAAGUGGAGACUGACGAAAUGUGCUCAAGCGUCUGUUGUGAUAUGCAACGUUACAGGAGGAGGACACUGGCAACAGAGUUUGGUCCAAGGGAACGGAAGAAUUCUUCAGGGAGCUCAGAUUCCAGAGACUCUCCAGUCCCUGGUGAGGUCAUGGAGGAGGAUGAGGAAGUCCUGAUGAGGAGGCAGAAACAGAUCACAUAUGGAUAGAACACACUCGCCUAUGACAGAUACAUAAAGGAAGUACCCAAGCACUUGAGACAGCCAGGAGUUCAUCCUAAAACUCCUAACAAGUUUAAGAAAUGCAGCCGGCGCUCAUGGGACCAGCAGAUUAAAUUGUGGAAGGUAAAGAUUCACGCGUGGGACCCCCCAGCCCAGGAAGGCAGUGAGCUGCAGGCCAUAUAUGAGGUUGACUUGGAUGAUGUAAUGGAUAUUGAGCUAGAUGUCCCUGAGCUGGAUUCAGACUCAAGCGCACAGCCUCCUAAAGUCAGCAAGGCCUCUUCGCCUCAAGUGGACUCUUGCCAAGUAACUCCCAGCAAGAUGAUGAACAUGGAUACAUCGGUUGACCUUGAAAUGGCCUAAAUGUCCUUGGUGGUUUAGAGGAUAAUGUGGAAAGGCCUGGGAUAUUGAUUUCCCUCAACACCAUGUUUGAAAUGG